AUGGAGGAGAGUGAAAGUAGAGGUCUUGACUUUAGAUCUAUUGCUCAAUCUGCUGCUCUUUUGGCAGAAUUGCUGAAAAUUACGGUUCUGGAUAUUCCAUCUCCAUUGAUUUGGAAUCUGUCUGGAGUGUUUGAGCACAUCAAAAGUGAUGCUGGAAUAAAUCAGCAGAUGUCCUGGAAUAAUACACAAACUUCUGCUCAAAAUCAACUAUCAGAUUAUAUGAUGUCGAGUAAUGCAGAUGUUGCAUAUCUUGGACAUGCUAGCCAUGAGGAGCAGGCCUUAAGUGGGUGGAAUGUGGGUGAAACUAGUUCCAGUUGUGCACAAAAUCAGUCUGAACUGAAUGAGAGGAAAACAGAAGAUGGCUGGCCGUCAUUUAUGAGCUUUCACUCUGGAGCUGCUCACACCUUGGACGAUGGACACUAUGAAUCAUCUGAUAUUCUCUUAUUGGAUAAUGUUGACGUAAACUCAAAUAACAAUCAGACAACAGAUGGGUCACUUCUGUUGCAGAAUUCUAGUUAUGACAUCCGUAAUAGUGAUCUUAACAUGGGUUCUGGGUUCGCGGACGAGGAAGAUGAUGACUGCCAGGUAGUGGAGCGUCCGAAUACAUUCAAAUCAGAUGGAUCUUCAAAUGGGCAGAUGCCCUUUGCCAGUAGUUCCUCUGAUCCUUUUGGGGUUUCCUCUGGUAGUGGUAAAUAUUUGAUGGAGGAAAGCGAUGGCAGGCCAGGUUGUUCUUUGGAUGGUCGACGCUUAUCGUGCAAAAGAAAAGCCUUUGAAGGAAAUGUGGGACAGUCUUCUGGAACUGGAAGUUCAACGUAUUUCCAGCAUGCUGAAAGAAGUCUAUGGCAUGCUGUGCCGGCUACACAGGCUGCCAUGAGCAGCAUAAGUAUGUCAGCACCAAUUGAUGAUAUUAUUGCCAUUGAUGUGUCAGAUCAGGAUUUUCUAAUGGAGAGAGAUAUUGAGAGAGAUCGAGAAUUGUCCACAAACCCAAGACUGGGGCUUCAUGUUGGAGGAUCUGCUUCUACAAGUCCUCUGACUCUGAAUGCUUCUGGGACUGCCGAAAGUUCCAGACAAAAUUUCUGCUUGCAGAUAAAUGACUCAAACCAACAAGAUUCUAUACCUGGUAAUCUGUUUUCAACGGAAGCUAAUGUUGGGAACACAAGUUUUCCAUCUUCCCAACAUUCAUCAAGAAUACGUCUUCGUAAUCAUUUCUUUGAGUCAAGGCCAGUAUCUACAGAAGAAAAUGAAGGUUUUCAUGUAUCAUCUGGUUUGCACAUUCCUUCUCUUCGCCGGAGUCGACAGUCUAGGUGGAACGAAACAUCUAGCUCAAGAGCCAGUAGUUCAUCAGCUUCUGCCAUUUCUGGGGAGAGGGAUGCUGUGCUUUAUGAAGAAACUACCACAAGAAGUGUGCCAAGAAACAUUUCAGAACAUCCCGUGUUUGCUUCUGCUUCUGAGAUGAGAAAUUCAUCACAAAAUCCUCUAAUGCGUUCAACUGGUGGUAAUAUCAAUCUGGCUGGAAAUGUUGCAUCUUCUUCUCGUGCAGGCUCUACUUCCGGAGUCAACUCAUCUACACCUAAUUGGUCCCAUCGAGGUUCUCCACAAUAUCCUCGAAGACUGUCAGAAAUUGUUCGAAGAUCUUUGCUGACCUCGGCAGGUACCGAGUCUGGAAGUCAGACCAGCAAUCGCGCUCUGCUGCAUUCUGCUGCUUCCCAGGAGUUGGCAAUUUCGUCUGCAUCUGAUAAUCAUGAGCAUCAUUUGCCAAAUUCAAGGUCAGCCAUGUUGGAGAGACAUCUUGAUGGAGCUUUUGGAGUACCUUAUUCACUGCGAACUUUGGCUGCUUCCAGUGAAGGAAGAAACAGUAGGCUAGCAUCUGAGAUUCGCAAUGUCUUAGAUCUCAUGCGAAGAGGAGAGGGCCUAAGAUUUGAGGAUGUUAUGAUCCUCGAUCAGUCAGUGCUUUUUGGAAUGGCUGAUAUUCAUGAUAGACAUCGGGAUAUGCGUCUAGAUGUAGAUAACAUGUCUUAUGAGGAGUUGUUGGCUUUGGAGGAGCGCAUCGGAAAUGUGUGCACAGGACUGAGUGAAGAAACCAUUAUAAGCCGUUUGAAGCAAAUGAAAUAUCAAGACCUAAAAAUAGAAGGUCAAGUAGAGACUGAGCCUUGCUGUAUAUGUCAGGAAGAAUAUAAAGAUGGAGAAGAUCUUGGAACAUUGGAGUGCAAGCAUGACUUUCACGUAGAAUGUCUGGCUCUGAUUCCACUAGUUAAAUUGUUCUCAAGUCGUCGAUGGAUGUUACCCUUUGAGGCAUAUUCAGUUUAUUUAUGCAUGGCUAGUCUGGUCAACAAGUUUGAAGAGAAUCUCAGAGUGUAUCAUGGGGAGGAGAGGCAGCGUUGUCAACUUCUGCUACCGAUGACAGGUGAGGAUUUUAUUGGAGUUAAGGUGGUUAUUAGGAACAGUGACAAGGUGGUCGUGGGUGCUUUGGUGAAGGGGUGA
Molecule: messenger RNA, 2481 nt
Organism: Fraxinus pennsylvanica
Lineage: Eukaryota; Viridiplantae; Streptophyta; Magnoliopsida; Lamiales; Oleaceae
Source: the annotation of a GenBank genome assembly